Messenger RNA from Xenia sp. Carnegie-2017, 2552 nucleotides. RefSeq names its product lactadherin-like. The coding region runs from base 144 to 965 and encodes 273 amino acids. The transcript has 5 exons. NCBI's taxonomy places the organism in Eukaryota, Metazoa, Cnidaria, Anthozoa, Malacalcyonacea, Xeniidae. The record is from RefSeq and is a predicted model, not a curated record.
UUACCAUUACUACCUGCUAUUUUGAGCAAUUAUUCAAAAAGCCCAAUGCUAACAGCAUUUUACAAAGUAAGCCUAACGUUGGAGUUGUUCAUAUAAACUCAGGCCUUUACGAAAUUUGAAACACUAUUUACGCAGACAAGAAGAUGCUUUCUUUGCUGUUAUUCUUGUGGCUCACAAUCUGUAAACAAAGUCAAUCGCAGGAUCAAUGCGUUAACUCUUUACUAAAAGGCUGGCUAUUACAUGAAUGCAUCAUUGAGAAAAUCGACGUGCCAAGUGAAAUCGAGUGUAUUUUAUCUUGCGUCAAUACACCUUGCUGUAGGUCUGUCAACUACAGGAUUGGCUUUAGUGACAAAAAAGCCGAAAACUAUAGUUGUGAAUUGUUAGAUGGUAUUCACGAUGAAAAUAGCUAUUCCAAUUUACAACGAAAUGGAAAUUAUAUUUAUAUUUUUUCUGUCUCACCAAAAAAGUGUUUCAACAGAACAUGUGCUCAAUCAAAAGUGUGCAUAAAUCCAAAGGCAUUAGGCAUGGAGAAUAGAGAAAUAUCUGAUGCGCAAAUAACAGCCUCCUCUGAGUAUGACACAUUUCAUGGUAAGUCAAACGCUCGCUUGAAUUGCAACCUGAAAUCUGGCUCUUGGUCGGCAAGAAAAAAUGAUAAACACCAAUGGCUACAAGUUGAUUUCAGAAACAGAGUGACGAUAACAGAAAUCCAAACGCAGGGUCGUGAGAGCUACCAUAAUCAGUAUGUGAAGACAUAUUCUGUGUCAUAUUCCGACGACGGAACCAUUUUCAAAUCUUACAAAAAUGAAAAAGGAAUAAAGGAGUUUGUUGGAAAUUUUGACAUGCACACAAUUGUAGACCAGAAACUUUGCCCAGUCAUCAUAAGUCAGUACAUUCGUAUUCAUCCAAUGUCGUGGAACAAUCACAUAUCAAUGAGACUCGAAUUUGUUGGAUGCUUGCGUAAUUAAAACAGAUCAAAUAAAGCACGUAGAAUCAUACUGGUAUUCUUUGAAAAGGAUUUAAUUUGAUUGGCCACUCUACUUGCUUAGUAUUUUGAAUUAGAUAGGGAUGAGUGAUACAAUAUAUUGGGAGUAGCGACAAAAUAGAUCGUGAGUUGCAAAAAAAAACAUGUGUCGUCCCCCGUUCUAUCGACUGUUAGCUUUAUAUUAAUUGCUUAUUUCACAAGGCAAUUCUAGAAAUGAGUAAAUUUGCCACAACAUAUGUCAAGACGUUUGAAGGCAAAAUAGACAAAAAUUCAAUUAAAAUAAGGAAAACUGCAUUUAGCGAGUCGAUCGCUUUUUAAUAUAUGUGAUGUCCACAGCAAGAAAUGCAUAAAACAGCAAAUUAGGAAAACUAUGGCAGGCCUUUUCUUUGUGUAUAGUAGUAUGAUUCUGCUAAAACGGAUUAAACAAUUAGUUUACUUGCUCAAGAUUUCUAUGACACGACAGUCUAUUUGGUUUUUAUAAUAAUGAUCUACAUAUUCAAAAACAACACGCAAUCAAAAACUCAAAAAAAUACUAAAACUAUGCCUAUAUGGGUGUGAACAUUUAUAUUGCAUAUAUAGUGCACAGAGCAGCAGUUUAACUAUUUUAAUUUGAAUGCGUGACAAUAAGUUACACAAAUGAAUAUUUAGAAGUAAUGCUAAAGGCAAAAGAAAAAGGAAAUAACUCUAUAAUGAUAAAAAAACGUUGAUUUACUUCACGAGAUUAACCAAUCAGCAUUUUUUGUGCAUAAAAUGCUAAUUAACAAAAGUGUUUACAAAAAAUAAUACUAGCUAUAUGGGCGUGGAAAAAUCAACGCUUUUUUGUGAUUUAAGUUCCUUUGAAAUCCAUUGUUUUAUAAAAAGGGAGGUUUGUUGACUGGAGAAUUAUCAGAAUAUAAAAAAGAAUUGAAUGGGAUACAUUACUAUCAUUACGAACAUGUACUUGGUGUAACUUUGAGGUCGGACUUAAAAUGGAAUAAUCAUGCUGACCGUAUUACAUGUAAAGCUUAAAAACGAUUGUAUCUUUCAAGGCUCCUAUAGCGUGCAGAGGUUGAUCUGGACCCUUUGAAGAAAGUCUAUUGCUCCUGGGUUGGAUCAGUUUUGGAAUAUGCAUGUCAAAAGCGUUAAAUAGUAGCGGGGGCAGCAUAUACACUUUAAUGUUUUACAUCGAAUUAUGAGGGAAAGAACAGAUUCAAAGUUAUGAUUAAGGACGCACAUGCGUCAAUAUCUCCAAACAUUUAAGUUUAAUUUUAAUGAAAUAAUGUGACAAAACAAGGAAAUUAUCAACACUCACUAAAACUCUUCGAAGCUCGGUGCUAGUAGGUAUCCGGAAAAAAAAUAAAAAUAUUUAAAAUGUCGGAUAGAAUUUUUAAAAGGGCUAUAGCAACUCAGCCUCCACUGCUCUUCGUCGUUUACUGUCCAUUUCAUGUCUCUACUUAACUACCUUGCAAAUAGAAUAUCGGCAAUAGUUUUUACAAGCAUUUUAGAGGUAUUAUAGUAACAAGAUCAUAAUUUCGAUUACAGCUAACACAACUUCCUAACAAUAAAAGCUCCGAUUGUUUUUUUUCUUGCA